AUGGCAAAAGACGGACCCAACUGGGACGGAUUGCUCAAGUGGAGCCUUGCCCAUUCUGAUGGGACGCCUUCAAAUCGCAAUCUCAGUGAGGAAGAUAGAAAAUGGUUUAUGGAAGCAAUGCAAUCACAAAGUGUUGAUGUGAUAAAGAGGAUGAAGGAGAUAACUCUUGUGAUGCAAACCCCAGAACAAGUGUUGGAGUCUCAAGGAGUUUCUCCUGCUGAUAUCGAAGAUUUGUUGGAUGAGCUACAAGAACAUGUUGAGACCAUUGACAUGGCCAAUGAUCUUCACUCCAUCGGAGGUUUGGUCCCUCUUCUUGGUUAUCUGAAGAACACCCAUGCUAAUGUUCGAGCAAAGGCUGCCGAAGUUGUAACCACCAUUGUCCAGAACAACCCUAGGAGUCAGCAGCUGGUUAUGGAAGCAAAGGGUUUUGAGCCUCUGCUUUCUAAUUUCACCUCGGAUCCAGAUGUGACUGUUAGAACCAAAGCACUAGGUGCAAUAUCAUCUUUAAUCCGACAUAACAAGCCAGGUGUAGCUGCAUUUCGUUUAGCAAAUGGUUUUGCAGCUUUAAGAGAUGCCCUGGGUUCUGGGAAUGUGAGAUUUCAAAGAAAAGCAUUGAACUUGCUCCAUUACCUACUGCAAGAGAAUAGUUCAGACUGCAGCAUAGUCAGUGAGCUGGGUUUCCCUCGCAUAAUUUUGCACCUUGCCUCAAGUGAAGAUGCAGAAGUACGAGAAGCUGCUCUCCGUGACCUUCUUGAACUGGCUCGAAACAAAUCAGACGGGAACACUGGUAGAUCAGGUGAAGACGAUGAAAAAUUGAAGCAACUUCUUGAAGAACGGAUUAAUGGUUUAAGCCUGAUGUCGUCUGAAGAUCUCAGGGCAGCUAGGGAGGAAAGUCAGCUUGUAGACUCCCUCUGGCAUGCUUGCUACAAUGAGCGGUCAGCCCUACAUGAUAAGGGGAUUCUUGUUCUCCCAGGAGAAGAUUCACCACCUCCUGAUGUUGCUACCAAGCAUUUUGAACCUCCUCUUAGAGCUUGGGCUGCUAGACCUGAUGCUGACAAAAAUCCCGGUACUAAAAAGAAACAAGCCCCCUUGUUAUUAGGAUUGGGCCCUGCACCAGAGGCUGCAAAUGUCCAAGGAAACUCAAGUGGUGAAGUCAAUGGCGAUGAGCAGAACACCUCUACAUAA
Dovyalis caffra is the source of this 1185-nucleotide messenger RNA. The record is from the annotation of a GenBank genome assembly. Lineage: Eukaryota; Viridiplantae; Streptophyta; Magnoliopsida; Malpighiales; Salicaceae.